This is a messenger RNA of Salvelinus sp. IW2-2015, 447 nucleotides long. RefSeq names its product high mobility group protein B2. Gene Ontology annotation, biological process: regulation of transcription by RNA polymerase II. The record is from RefSeq and is a predicted model, not a curated record. Gene Ontology annotation, molecular function: DNA binding, bending. NCBI's taxonomy places the organism in Eukaryota, Metazoa, Chordata, Actinopteri, Salmoniformes, Salmonidae.
GAGCUCCAUCCAGUUUGAACCUCUAUCAACUGGCCUCCGUAGCAAAGCACACAGCGUCGACAACAACAACAACAACGCGAUACGAAUUAUUGCUAUCUGACCGGUUAAAUCAGUCUUGUCACCAUGGUGAAAGGGGACGUGAAUAAACCCAAGGGCAAGACGUCAGCCUACGCCUUCUUCGUCCAGACCUGCCGGGAGGAACAGAAGAUUAAACAACCCGACCAGUCGGUCAACUUCGCAGAGUUCUCCAAGCAGUGUUCGGAGAGAUGGAGGGCUUCCACUGCGAAUGACAAGCGUCGUUUUGAGGACAUGGCGAAGAACGACAAGGUGCGUUAUGAGAGGGACAUGAGGGUGUACGUGCCCCCCAAGGGGAUGGCCAAGAGUGGUAGGAAGAAGAAGGACCCCAACGCUCCAAAACGACCACCGUGAGUCACACACUACUACUGU